Thlaspi arvense is the source of this 2969-nucleotide messenger RNA. The record is from the annotation of a GenBank genome assembly. NCBI's taxonomy places the organism in Eukaryota, Viridiplantae, Streptophyta, Magnoliopsida, Brassicales, Brassicaceae.
GUACAGUAGAAGCAUCGGAACAAUACUAGGCCGAACAGAGAUGUGUAGGGUUUUUCUCCUCUCGCUUUAAACGGCCAUCGUCACCUAUUUCCCGCAUCCCUCUCUCUCUGAGGUACGCUUAAAGGAACUAGCUUUGACCUCGUUUACUAUUUUUAUCCUCCAUGAAUCUUCCUUGAAUCGAAAACCCCAUUUUGAAGUAAAACGAAAAAGGAGGCGACUUUUUCGGAACAGGGUGAAAAAGCUACACUGCAAAAAUUGUCAAUUUCAUUUCUGAUUCGAGUCCCGACCAUGGCGAAAGGCGUAGCUGGAGUUUUGCGUAGAGCAUACACUUAUAGAGUUAGGAUUCUGUUAUCGACACGAAAUUUGCAUACUUUUAGAGAAAUUGCCUGUAGAUCUCUUGUUAAUCCAGAAUUCCAUGUGCCCACGACCCGGUUCUAUUCGGAUAAUCCGGUUCGGGCUCAGCUUCCAUGGAACGAUUACAGGUUCGGGUGCUUUGGGUUUGGUAAAGUCAGGGGCUUUUCGUCUACGGUUGAUAAUAACGGUGGAAACGAUGAAUCUGAUAUGGUAGAUUGUAAGGAAAGUCUUGGUUCUGAGAGUGAGGUUUGUGAUGAGGAAGCUGUGAUUAAUGAACAUGGCGAUGUAGAUGAGAGCUUGACGAAGGAUUCCGCUGUUCCUGAGACUGAUGUGAUUGGUAAUAACAGUGAAGAGAGUAGCGAGGCUGCUCGUGCCUUAAACGCUAGGUGUCAAGAUCCUGUGGAGCUAUAUAAAGAGCUUAGGCAAAGUGAAGCGCGUGCUAAGCUUCAGCGUAGUGAAUGGGACACAAUACAUGAGAUUUUCGGGUAUUUUGCGCAAUCGGGAUGGGCAGCGAAUCAGGCUCUUGCGAUCUAUAUCGGGAAAUUGUUUUUCCCAACUGCUGUUAGCAAGUUCAGGGACUUGUUCUUGGAGAGGUGUAACAAGAUUGAGCUUGUUCAAGAUCUUGUUCGUGUUGGACCGAGGGAUGAAGCUGUUAAGUUUCUGUUCCCUGUGUUUGUCGAGUUCUGUAUCGAAGAGUUUCCCGAAGAGAUCAAGCGUUUCAAGAGCGUUGUUGAAUGCGCAGACCUCACGAAACCUGCGACUUGGUUCCCUUUUGCUCGGGCUAUGAAGCGUAAGAUCGUUUAUCACUGUGGACCGACCAAUAGUGGCAAGACUUACAAUGCUUUGCAGCGGUUUAUGGAAGCCAAGAACGGGUUGUAUUGCAGCCCGCUUAGGUUAUUAGCUAUGGAAGUCUUCGACAAGGUGAAUGCUUUAGGGAUUUACUGUAGUCUCUUGACUGGACAAGAGAAGAAACGUGUUCCUUUCGCGAAGCAUGUUUCUUGUACUGUUGAGAUGGUGUCUACGGAAGAGUUGUAUGAAGUGGCUGUGAUCGAUGAGAUACAGAUGAUGGCUGAUUCUAGUAGAGGCCACGCUUGGACGAAGGCUUUGCUUGGUUUAAAAGCAGAUGAGAUUCAUUUAUGCGGGGACCCGAGUGUUUUGGACAUUGUGCGUAAGAUAUGUGCUGAUACAGGAGACGAGUUAGUCGAAGAGCAUUACGAGAGGUUUAAGCCUUUGGUCGUUGAGAGUAAGACCUUAUUAGGAGAUCUUAAGAACGUAAAGUCCGGUGAUUGUAUUGUUGCCUUCUCAAGAAGAGAGAUAUUCGAAGUUAAGAUGGCUAUAGAGAAACAUACGAAGCAUCGUUGCUGUGUUAUCUACGGUGCAUUGCCUCCUGAGACGAGGAGACAGCAAGCGAUCCUGUUCAACGAUCAAGAAAACGAGUACGAUGUUCUUGUUGCUAGUGAUGCUGUUGGGAUGGGAUUGAAUCUUAACAUAAGACGUGUUGUGUUCUACGGUUUGGGUAAGUAUAACGGCGAUAAGGUUGUUCCUGUACCGGCUUCACAGGUGAAACAGAUCGCUGGUAGAGCAGGAAGAAGAGGAAGUCGUUAUCCUGAUGGACUCACAACGACACUAAACUCAGAAGAUCUAGCCUAUCUUAUCGAGUGUUUGCAGCAACCGUUUGAUGAAGUUAACAAAGUCGGUUUGUUCCCUUUCUUCGAACAGAUUGAGCUUUUCGCAGCGAAACUUCCCGACAUGUCUUUUGCAGAGCUCUUGGAGCAUUUCGGGAAACACUGCAGGCUCGACGGUUCUUACUUCUUGUGUCAUCAUAGUCAUGUCAAGAAAGUGGCAAACAUGUUGGAGAAAGUAAAAGGAUUGUCUCUAGAAGACCGGUUUAACUUCUGUUUUGCUCCGGUUAAUGUCAGGAACCCGAAAGCGAUGCACCAUUUGCUUCGGUUUGCUUCGACUUAUAGCAAUGAUAUGCCGGUUAAUGUGGCCUUGGGGAUGCCAAAGAGCUCUGCUAAGAACGACACAGAGCUUUUGGAUUUGGAGAGUAGACACCAAAUUUUGUCAAUGUAUCUUUGGUUGUCUAAUCAGUUUGAAGAGAAGAACUUUCCAUAUGCGGCCAAGGUUGAAGCAAUGGCGACUGAUGUUGCAGAGUUGUUGGGUGAAUCUUUGACUAAAGCUUCUUGGACGAUGGCGACAAAAGAAGAGAUGAUGAAGGGUCAGAAGAAGGAUUAUAGAGGAUAUGAAAGACCAACUUCACUAAUCAAGAGGAAAGUAGAGAAAUUUGAUGUGGAGGAGAAUCCAAGAAAAUGGUUAAAUUAGUUAUUAUUGUUGAGCAAAAAGUUUUCUGAAGUUUCUUCAUUUUUGAUUGGAAUUGGAGAUUUAUCGGAAGAGUGAGUAUCAAAGACGUUUCACUUGGUGUUUGUUGUUGCUCCUAUAAGUGUAACAAAUUUAAAGUUUAUAUUAGAAUUCAAAGCGUAAUUGCGCAGAUUAUAUUCUUUCUCAAUUUUUUUUCAUGUUAAAACAGCAAUGAUUUUAAGUCAUUAUAGUUUAGCUUCUUGUACAUUAAACAAUGAUACCUUUGUAUAAUUAAAUAAUUAACAUGUGUAAAAUAA